AUGGCGACGCAAGGUUCCGAGAGUAUUAAUCUUGAGAUGUUAGAUGUCCAGCAGCUCAGUCAGGUCAAGAAGCAGCUGGAGGAGGAGCUAGAGCACUUGACAAACUCCUUUGCGCAGCUUCACAGCGCCCAGGCCAAGUUCAGAGAAUGCCUUCGCUGUAUCACGUCGCGCCCUGGUUCCGAUAUUGGCGAAAAGUCGGUCCUGGUUCCCUUGACUAACUCUCUCUAUGUACGCGGGGAGAUAUCGGACCCAAAACACGUCAUCGUCGAUGUCGGCACUGGAUUCUAUGUUGAAAAGGAUACAGAGUCAGCUGAGCGGUUCUACAAAGCAAAGGUACAGCAACUUUUAAACAGUACCCAAGACCUUGAGAGUAUUAUUCAACGCAAGACUUUGAAUGUACAAAGCGUUGAGGAUAUUCUGAGACAGAAGGUACUACAAGUUUAA
This is a messenger RNA of Colletotrichum graminicola M1.001, 444 nucleotides long. RefSeq names its product prefoldin. Gene Ontology annotation, biological process: protein folding; regulation of DNA-templated transcription. The transcript is spliced from 5 exons. Gene Ontology annotation, cellular component: cytoplasm; prefoldin complex. NCBI's taxonomy places the organism in Eukaryota, Fungi, Ascomycota, Sordariomycetes, Glomerellales, Glomerellaceae. The coding region runs from base 1 to 444 and encodes 147 amino acids. The record is from RefSeq and is a predicted model, not a curated record.